AUGGUAUCUAUGCUGCCUUUCGGAGGAAUGGGUGCCUCUAUGGCCAUCACGUCUGCGGUAGCAUUGGCCAACAUUCUCUACGAAGACCUUCCCACCACUCAGGAAGAGGUUACCAAGGCGUUCAAAGAGUACUACGAUGAGCGCAGUGGAUUGGCACAGCAGUCGGUCGACGGAUCGAGAAAGACGGCAUACUUAAUGCACAAGCAGGGCUUUGUGGGUAACAUGAUUCGCCGUAUUGGAUUUAACUGCAUCCCGAACUGGCUGCUAAAGAAAGGAACGGACGCCUACAACGAAUACCGGCCCCAUAUUGUGUUCUUGCCUUUUACAACAUUCAGGGGCACGUACCAGUCAGGACGCACCAAUACCCCGUCCAAGAGGUGGCUCGCUUCUCAGAACCAAACCCCCGCCGCUGUCGCUCUCUAG
Linnemannia hyalina is the source of this 423-nucleotide messenger RNA. NCBI's taxonomy places the organism in Eukaryota, Fungi, Mortierellomycota, Mortierellomycetes, Mortierellales, Mortierellaceae. The record is from the annotation of a GenBank genome assembly.